Molecule: messenger RNA, 483 nt
Organism: Haemonchus placei
Lineage: Eukaryota; Metazoa; Nematoda; Chromadorea; Rhabditida; Trichostrongylidae
Source: the annotation of a GenBank genome assembly
GGGUUGAAGCACCAAUUCGAGUUGUUGAUUCGAUUUGACCAGGAGACGUACGGUCUAUGGGGCUUAUAUCAACAGGCUGUUGUAGGAAAUAUCAAUGUUCCAAAAAUGGACUAUAUGGAUCCAGCUGAAGAAUCGUGGAUGUGGAGUUGGAUAAAAGGAAACGAGAAGUGGCAUGCAUGGAAUAAAUGUAAAGGCAAGACUGGGUUAUGGUGCAAUCGUGGGCGCAAACAAGUUAUACGACUUCCUUCAGGUAUGACCAAGAGCGAAGCCAUGCAAGCUUACAUUGAAGGGGUUCGUUCUUUGGAGAAGCGUCUUCCAGACUUAGUAGAAGACUGGAAAGACGACCAGGACCCACGAAUUCCUGAUAGGAAUCGCUAUGUACCUGACGAUGAAAGGGAGGAGUACGAUCGUAUAACUCGGGAAGGGAAACUGGCUCGACGGUCAGUUUAUAAAUUUCGCCUUCCUUUUUACAGAUAUAAUUAA